ACAUUACUGAAAUAUUACACAAACACUCACAGCAUCUUCAAUGGAGAUAUAGUAAACAAUUUGCAUACCUUUUCGAGUAAAGAGACUUUAAUUAUGAUGAACAUAAAAUCAGGAAUUAUGAUUAUACUGUCUAUUUUAUUUACUCUCAAGUGAACUAAUUACCUUUAAACAGUUAUUAUAUGUGUCAUAAAAGAAGGAAAUUAAGUGUUUUUAAAGCCUAGAUUAAUGAUAAUCAGAAUACAGACAUGUGCCUGUAUCAGAGCUGGAGAUUCAUGUGUAAUGAUGAAAGAUGCCAAAUAUUAGGGAAAUGUACUUUAGUUUUAUAAAGAGGAUCAUGUUUUAUCUGGUCGUAAAACACAGACUGUGAUGACAUCCAGAACCAAUAGGGGUGGGGAGAAAUCAAUUUACUGGAGGAAGCUACAGAAUUAUACCAACAGAGAUAUAUUAAGUGCGGACAGUAGAGUUUAUUAUAUACACCUUGAUUAUCUGAGAUAUAUAACAACUUCAUUGUGAACUCAAUCUGGCUGCUGAUCAAAUAAACAGAUAUCUGGAGUUGGCAUUUGUAAAUUAUUACAAAACUUAUAUAGAAUAUGACACAUAUAAACACUGGCUGUGACAAACUUAUUCUAUUCUGGAUCUAAGUAAUGCAAUUGGAAAAUAUAUAUAAAUAUUAUCAUUCUUUAUGCUUAUUUAGAUAGAGACAGACAACCAAGAUAACAUCAUAAAUAUCUUUAAAAAUAUCAUAAAUUUUCCAGAAGGAUGACAAAUACGCAAAAAAAAAUUAAAAGUAAUCUAAUUUUAGAUAACAAAUUUUAAAUUUUGAUAACCUGCAUCAUUUUGAUAAAUUUGAGACUAAACACAUCUCAGGUUAUCACCGGCUGCUGCUACUGAUAGGCCCAAGUCUGCAAUUCGUGAUAAAGUCUACUGCAGAGUUAAAAGUUCUUGGCAAAGAAAAAAAUAUCCGGAUAUUUCAUGACGUACAUGGAAGUGUGGACAGGGAAGGAGUGAUUAAAAAUCAUCAAUAAAACAUUCCAGAGAAUGGCAAGUUUAUACAGGAUUGUACUACUGUGAUUUCAAAAUGUCACAUGUAUAUAGACCAUGAAUGGAAGCAGAGAAUGUUUAUUUUGGAAAGAAAACGGAUACUGUUCAGGUGUUUAAUGGAUUUGAUGUUGACAAUUUACAACAACAAUUAAAUAAUUACUGAAAUAUCUGCUUCCUAUAUAACGAUCUUGAUUAUAUUACAGAGAUAACAUUUCAUCCUUUUCUGAAGGACUUAAACUUUAGACCUGAAUUGAUUCUGGGUGUAACUUUAAAGACAAUUACAUAAUUAUGCAAUAAGAUAUCUCCAUAAUUACUACAAGAGCUGGGUAAAGUCAUUCUUAACUUUCAAAAAAAGAAAUCUCAAAUAUCUUAAAGGAAGGGAAGAAAGAUCAUUGAGAAGAGGGUAUCAUUAAUUUCAAUUAGGAUUUCGAAGUAGGAAAAGCCAGCCAAGACUUUGAUAACAAUCUCAAUAAAAAACAUGGAGUACGGUUAUAUCACCUGGAAUAUCCUCAUACUUAUAUACUCAGUGUUACGUCUAGUAGAGAGUCAGCUUCCACCAAUGUCUGGACCAGAUGCUCCUGUGUUAGAUACUGCUGCAGUGACAGUGACAGUUGCACAAGGAAUGACAGCAUCCUUACCAUGCAGAGUACAGAAUCCAGGGGACACAGAUGUGUCCUGGUUCACAGCAGACUAUGUAAUUUUAACAACAAGUGACCUUAUUCUAAAUGAUGACAGCCGUCUAAGUGUAGACACAGAGAAUCCUGGGGAAUGGAAUCUGGUCAUUGUAAAUGUACAAGAAGAAGACACUGGAACUUACAAGUGUAUGCUACAGAGUUUUCCACCACAAGAGAAAUUUGUUACAUUAAAAGUAAAUACUCCCCCUGUAAUAGACAAAGGAAGUCUAAAGGAACGCUAUCUUUUCCAGAAGGGAGAAAGCUUGACUGUGAUAUGUAAAGUCAGUGGGUAUCCAGAACCUUUUGUCAAAUGGUAUGCUUUCAAAACCAUAACCUCUACAAUGGAGGAAGUAAAAGAACUUGUAUCAGAAACAGCAGAAUUGGUGUUUGAAAUACUUCAGGCUAAUGAUGGUGGUAUUUAUCGAUGUGAGGCUGUAAAUGAAAUGGGAAAAGAUAUGUAUGAAAUCUUCCUUCAAGAAGUCUAUGAACCAAGAUUGAAGGCAAUAAAUAAGACAAUAGUUGUAAAACAAUACUUGGAUGCAGUGUUACAGUGUGAGAUAGAGAGUAACCCCUCUGCAAAGACUGGCUGGCAGAGAGAUGGCAAACUCUUAAAGACUAACUUUAAAUACAAUGUUGCAAAGUACACAGAGAGUGAAUAUAAAAUAGUGACAGAAUUAACUAUAAAUGAAGCUGAUAAGUUAGAUAGUGGAGAGUAUCUGUGCCUAGCAACAAAUUUCUAUGGUAGAAAAAGGAUCAAGUUCAAUGUGAUAGUGGAUGUACCAACCACAACGACACAGUCUACAACAACAACAACAACAGCAACUACAACAAUUAAAGUGCCUAAAUCUACAGAAAAAUCUACAUCAUUAUCUACAGGAUCACAUGAUAAACUGAAGGAAACAACAACAAUUAAAUAUGUGGAGGGUCCAAAGACAGGGCCCGCUCGCGACAGCGCAUCUAUCAACACAUAUAGCUGUACACUUAUUCUUUCAGUGUAUUCAAUUUUAUUGCUUCUUAUCUUAUAGCCAAGACCUUUCUAAACAGACUUGUAAUGCCAGUUAAUAAUCAACACAUUUCUAUCAGCCAUUGUUAUUUAAAAAAAAAAGGAAUGGAGUUUCCAUAAUGUAAAAUUCAUCGAAAAUGAUCCCAACCUGAUUAACUUCAUUGGAGGAGACACACUUUCAUACUAAGAAAAGCUGCAAAAAAUAGCAUGGCAACUGUUCUCCAUGACAAGUUGACUCACAAAUUCUGUCCCAUGACCAGUGUCAUUCAGCAAUGUAACAUAACUUUAUCAUUAUCAGAAAAAAAAACAGGGAUAAAUGUUAGUGUGCAGUGUAGUUAUAUCGUUUCUUUUUCCAUUGUGUGAGAAAAUGACACCAUUUCUGCAGAUGAUGAAGAUCUGCUCUAACCAUUAUGCAUAGUUUUAACCCUACAUUUCAUCAUAACUCUCUUGUUGCAAAUUAAGUGUUUUACUUUUAUUUAAAUAUUUAAUGAUAGACUGAAAUGUGGCUAGUAAUCGUAAACAUUACUUGCAGCCAAAUACUUAACGGAUGAGUUUAAAGUUUUCCAAAUUUAGAUGGUUUGUUGUUGAAAUCAUAUAUAUAUAUCCCUGUAACAACUUUAUAAUAAAAUGCAGUAUAUUCAUUUACAACUUUUAAAGUAUGACUACCAACAGGAAAACGUAUUUAAGAAACAAGUUAUUAUAAUAAUAUAUAUAAUGUAUAACUGAUUUGGAGUAUUUAAAUCAAAUAAUAGAUGCCUCUGCUAUAACUACCAAAUUUUGAUCAGUUAAUUGUUUUAUAUCUCAAUGAACAUACAAACAUAACAGCACUCAACAUAACUGAACAAUCUACAUCAUCUCUGCAUCUGUAUUAUUAUUUAUUUUAUUACACCAGAUUUAUACACUCGGCACUCUUUUCAUGAUAAACACAUUUAAAUGUGCAGUCUGUUUGCAAAGUUAUAUGAGCCGUGCCAUGAGAAAAUCAACAUAGUGGGUUUGCGACCAGCAUGGAUCCAGACCAGCCUGCGCAUCCGCGCAGUCUGGUCUGGAUCCAUGCUGGUCGCACACCCACUAUGUUGGUUUUCUCAUGGCACGGCUCAGAUAACACUUUCCAACAUUUUUUUUACUUUUAUUACAAUUUUGCAAACCAGAGGUCUACCACAAUUCCCUGAAGACUCUCUAGCACUUUUUGCCAAUAUUUACAGUUUGUUUAAAUUAUAGUCUUAAAGUUUCAGUCAAUCAAUGGGAAUCUGUGAUAAAUCUUUGUGAAAUGCCGUAACAAAUCAACAUCCUCCAUCAAAUACUUCACUAUGUUCGCUUUAAAGCUGACACUGGCUUACAAGGAUUUUUGUUUCUUAAAAUAACUUACAAUGGGAGAUUUUUUUUUGAUUGCAGUCAAUUCUGUGAAGUCAUUACCAGUAUUCAUUGUCAGGAGGUACUUUUCAUGGUUGUUGUUGCAAUUUUCAAUUCAGCAGAACUGAUAAGGGAGAACACUAAGUGGCAGAAACCACUUAUGGUGCUAGAUACUACUGCAUGCAAGAAAUUAGAGGUUCAUCUUGGGACUAUGUCAAACUUCUGACGAAGGAGAACGCUCUUGUUACAGUUUCUAUCCACAUAUAUCUUAUUUACUUUUAAACCUUUUGUUUUUAUUUGUAUAUAAAACAGUACCUCAUUACUUCUUUCAAUGAAUUUGUACAUAUUUGCAUGUGUAUACAUUUUUUACAGUGGUGUGUAAUGUAAAUAUGACAAAUAUGUGUUGGAUUUAUAAGGUAGCAUUAAUAGAUAUAUAUAUAAAUAUUGCUCAAACCUAAAACAACAAGAACAUGUGUACAUUGUAUGAAUGCAUAAUUCUACUGUUACCAUAGCAAUACAUCGAGAAAUAAUUUCUAUAUUCUAUAUAAUGUUGCAUUUAUAUGUUGCACCUGUUUCAUAGAUGUAAAAACAUAUUUUUGUUAUGUUGCUUUACCAUCAGAGCAUGGACAAUCAUGUGUCUUUGUUAUGUUGCUUUACCAUCAGAGCAUGGACAAUCAUGUGUCUUUGUUAUGUUGCUUUACCAUCAGAGCAUGGACAAUCAUGUGUCUUUGUUAUGUUGCUUUACCAUCAGAGCAUGGACAAUCAUGUGUCUUUGUUAUGUUGCUUUACCAUCAGAGCAUGGACAAUCAUGUGUCUUUGAGUAAACUCAAUAAAGGACAAUCAUAACUAUUUGUAUAUUAACACCAAGCAAAGAAUUCAAUUGGUGACUCAAUGAUAGUUCAUCUGCUGGACCUUUUUUGUGGUAAAGUCUGGUAAAGUUGUAAGCUCUCUGUAUAAGUUAUGUUAUUACAGUAUAAAUCUGUAAUGUUUCAGUAUCAUAUUUUUGCCAUUGUUGGUAAUACAUAUUGUUACCAGGUGUAUACAGUACCUCCAUCAUUAAGUGUGUAAAAUAUGUUCUGUAGCCAAUGGUCAACCUAUGCCUGUGUCUACAGCAAGAGCCUUUAAUUAGAUGCACAUGUACAAUAGCACCAGUACAGUGAAACCAUAAGAGGUUUGACAAGAAGAAUUUUUCAGAACAUCAAAAGGUUUGCUCUAAGUUAGUGUUUUGUUUCACAGUACUAUAUUGUUUGUAUAUUCAGGGUUUAAUAAAAUACUGCUGUAAUUUGUGUCUAAGACAGUUUUCCAAUUAAUACAGACAAUAAAAUCCUUGACUAUGAUAUGUACCAGUAUUUAAACUGUUAUUGUUAGCUGUUUUGUUGACACUGUUGUUGUUGAAUUUUAUUACUUAAAUUAAGGAAAGCUAGUUUUAGAGUAGUUGUUAAAUAUAGGAAAAGUUUAGUUUGGAAAGUAGUAAACAAAGAGAAAAAGGUGAUAUUUUACACGUCUUACUUUCAUAAAUAAAUCAUGAAGUAUACAAAAGUCA
This is a messenger RNA of Mercenaria mercenaria, 5611 nucleotides long. Its product is annotated as protein amalgam-like. Gene Ontology annotation, cellular component: neuron projection. NCBI's taxonomy places the organism in Eukaryota, Metazoa, Mollusca, Bivalvia, Venerida, Veneridae. The transcript has 8 exons. The record is from RefSeq and is a predicted model, not a curated record. Bases 1520 to 2740 code for a protein of 406 amino acids.